AUGGACAUCAACGAUAUAACAUUGCGUCUUGCGGCGCUCACUCUUGUAGACUCAGAAUCUCCCAUUUCUCCCAUCGGCAAGCUUCCGUCUGAGCUGCAAGACAUUAUUUUUCAGAAGCUCUCCAAUGCUCAGCUCUACCCGUUUUUGUUCAUGAGGAGGACCUACAAAAGUGCUCGCCGUGCAUUGUACGGCGGUGUCCUAGCCGUACGUGUUCACAGUCCGCGAUCCAAAAACUUUCUUUCCCUGUGGAAAGCGCUCUCUCACAGCCCGGAGAUGAUUGGCCUCGCUAGAACGCUCCAGUUGCAAUGGCAUGCUCGUGGGCUUGCAGACGUGCACGAACUGAAGGCCCCCUGGACCAAGAUGCGAGACUGGCUUCUGCAAUACACGCCGACGAUACGGACUUUGGACGUUGAGAUCGGCCAUACGCAUACCUGGAAUCAAGUGAGUAUGGGCAUCUCCUCUCCGCUACUUGUGGAGAUCAUACUUCGCGCAUUUGACAGCAAGAAGUACCAGCCAGUCUCGUCAUCCUGGCUGACGGCCCUUCCAGCAGAUCAUCACGACUGGAGUCUUAGUCUCAUCAACUGCUACUUCCAUCCGGGGAUGGCAUCGUGGUUUGCAACGAGAAUGCGCGUCUCUUCCGUUGUCCGGCUUGAGAUCACCGGGUCUUGUUGGAAUUGUUCGUCCGCAUUCGUUUAUCCACAGUCGAGUCUCCCACGGCUGAAGCAUCUUCACUUACAGGUUCUCGCGUGCAAUCACAGCUGUCAACAUCAGCAACAGGCUAAGCCGCCACAUGUAAUGCUGCGAUCGCUCUCUCGCGCCGUGACGCGGCUUGAGAGCUUGCAUUUCAGCGGGCGCAUUCCUUCUCUGAUACAUGUCGCAAGUGUGAUUCGUGUCUACUACCCAUCACUACGUUGCUUCACGGCACCGGCGAGUGAGCAGCUGCGCCUGGACGAACUCCUAAACUACUCCAACGUCGAGAACUUCGCCUUCUAUUGCGACCAACAAGGCGAGCUGACGGAUGAGAAGUGGACGCUUCUUCGGAUAAUUCUGCACCUCGACCCACGCAAAGAUCUGUUCGCGCGACGGCUGACUGAUUUCAAGAAGGGUCGACGGAUUUCACUCGUACCCGCGUUCGAAAACGAAGACGUGCCUGCCUCCGCCCAACGCCGCACGAGGGCGCGCAUGGAACGGUUCCAGCUCGCUUUCCAAUUCUUCCGCGACGAGGUUUGGGGCCCGGACGGACGGGCUCGCUGGCGAAAGAACAUCGAAUGCCGCCCCGGAGAAGUGAAAAUCGGUGAACACUUCACCAUAGACCAUUCGGCGUUGGCGGUCUUGGAAUGA
Molecule: messenger RNA, 1341 nt
Organism: Verruconis gallopava
Lineage: Eukaryota; Fungi; Ascomycota; Dothideomycetes; Venturiales; Sympoventuriaceae
Exons: 1
Coding region: 1-1341 (446 amino acids)
Source: RefSeq, a predicted model, not a curated record